AUGCCUCCGAGAAACUCCGGCUCCGGUUCCGGCUCCGGCGCCGCUACCGCCAAGCUCCGACGGGCACAUCGCAAGUCCCGGAAUGGCUGCUGGGAGUGUAAGAGGCGACAUAUCAAGUGCGAUGAGAAUCGUCCUGCGUGUAGUAACUGCGUCAUCAGUGAGAGAACAUGUUCAUUUCCAGCACCGCCGACUCCAGCAGCGGCACCAACUCCGCCACCGCAGCCAGAGCAGUCUGUAUCUUGUUUCAAUGAACCUCUGAGGACUUCGAGUGCUAGUCAGGUUGAUAGCCCUGCUGAUAGCAUCUCAAGCGCCGGAGCUUCACAUCGGCCUUCCUCAAUACCGCCUCCGUCAUAUCUUGCGCCAAAUUCUGGCUUCUCAUCAAAUUAUGAUGAUGGCGCACAGUCGACUUCUCUACCCUCCUUCACAGAGUCAUUCGCGGCCGCGGACUUAUCCGAAUCACCUCCUUCAAUUUCACUGCCAGACGCUCUUCCUACGCCAACCUUUACCAACAAGCACCUCAUCCUAUUACACCACUUCCGCAAAUCUCUACUAUUCGAUGUUGAAAAGGUCGACAUCAUCAUGGACCUAGCCCUCGAUUGGUCAUCAGAAGCUCCUUACGCCAUAGACCAACUCCUCGCUAUAUCAGCGGAUCACCUCGCCAUGACGCACCCUGAAAGCGCAACUUCAUGGCGACGGACUGCUACAGAGCUACAGACUCGAGCUCUCACACACUUUAACAGGGACAGCCAAGACACAACCAAUCACGAGUCUCGCUUCGUUCCUCGUUUUCUAUUCUCGUCCUUGCUAAGCUUGCAUAUGCUGUACGACACACUCACACAGUAUCGAGCCACCUUUCACGUCUUUAUAGAAAGAUUCUGUAACUCUGUUUGCCUUCACCGCGGCGUGAAAUCAACUUCCUCGCCAGGCUAUCAGACUCUUAUCAAGUCUCCUUUAGCGCCAUUCUUUCUCGGUGUCAGAGACGCAGCAGAGCUCGGUGAUAAGGGUGAUGAGUGUGCUCCUCUCAUAACUCUCAUCGAAAACUCUGAUUUGAGUCCAUCAGCUGUGGAAGCCUGUAGCACAGCCGCUCAUACAUUACAAUGGGCUUUCAAUGUUCACAGGAAUUUGCCAAAGAGCGUAAACGUACAAGCUGCCUCGGCAUUUCCGGUUGUGUUGAGCGAUAAUUACAUAGAGCCUGUUCGAAAGCACCGACCAGAGGCAUUGCUCGUCUUGGCUUAUUACGGUGUUCUUCUCCACCGAUGUCGACAUGUCUGGCUGUUCGGCGAUUCAGGCGCGUUUCUGAUACAUUUGAUUGCGGACCAUCUUGGAAGCUAUUGGAAAGAUGCUUUGCGAUGGCCACUUGAAGAGUUGGAAAGAGAUCAAGGAUGA
Molecule: messenger RNA, 1386 nt
Organism: Fusarium redolens
Lineage: Eukaryota; Fungi; Ascomycota; Sordariomycetes; Hypocreales; Nectriaceae
Exons: 1
Coding region: 1-1386 (461 amino acids)
Biological process (GO): regulation of transcription by RNA polymerase II
Molecular function (GO): DNA-binding transcription activator activity, RNA polymerase II-specific; zinc ion binding
Source: RefSeq, a predicted model, not a curated record